AGAUCGCAUAUUACAGAAUGCAAUCACUUCACCUUUGAAGAGUUCUCUGCCCCCAUUUAGGAUCUGUGCUUAUUUUUCAUACAUUGCAAAUCUGCACUUUUAUGUCCACAAGGAAGACAUUACUAGCUUCAAGAAGGGCAAUGUCAAUUAGGAGCAGGAAAACACAAAGUUGGCCAACUUUAGGAUUAUACUCAGACUUUAUGCAAUCUAACAUUUGAACAAAACUUGAACCUCUGAGGAAAACAAAUGGGGAUUCUGAUGAGCUCUUUUCCUUUUUUUUUUUAAUUGUUUGCCAAUCAUGUCUUCCUAAUUCUAAAGAAAAAAACCUCAAAGGAAAGGCUCAACAGGCUUCCUGGACAUCAAAUAGUUCAUACAAAACAACAUUCUGAUGACUUACAUGUAAAUAAAUCAGAAACAUAUGAAUUAAACUUCUCUAGAAAUACAUAUGGGUUGAAAAAUAGAAGUGCUGAGGAAAUGUGUUUUGGGUUUUGCUGAGCCCAUGACAUUUGAAAAAUAGUAUGAGACAUUGAACAAACACAAAGCAUGGCUUGACUUACCCAUUCCUAAUCUUAGCCUCCCAGUUCAAUGACAAAUCAAUGUACCAUGUGCCUAAAUAUGAGCCACCUUUGGUAUACUCCUCUACACUUAAUUACUUGCAGUUUAAAUUUUUUCAAUUAGAAGCUCAAAAAUAGCGUCACAUUUCAAGGAAAUGCAAAUCUUAGCGUUUUCUCACCUGCUUCGUUCACAUCAGACUAUUUUAGAAAAGACCACAGAUCAUCUUACCUUAGGAACAGUCAUACUGAUAGGGCCCACUUUGGUGUGACUGGCAUAUCACAGAAGGAAUGCAUCAGUAUUAAGAAAUUGUUCCAAGGUCAAGACUGCAUAUUAAGUCAAUGCCAGGGUUAAAACCUGAGGAGAUGGACAGCACUCGAGCUGCUCUGUUUCACUUCUAAGCUCUGUGGACAGGCAGUGGAAGUAUGAUUUCUCUUUUCUUCAAUGCCCUCAAGAGAGCUACCAUUAGGGAUUCUCAAUACGAAGACAAUUGCAUUAUCCUCAGAGCCCCUCGUAUCCUCUCUCCUCGAUAACUUGUUCCCUGCAUGUGGCUCAAGUUCAGAAGCAGAACCCAAGGGAAUAUAGGGAACAAAAACAGAGAGAGCUUUAGGCUUCACUCACUGAAUUGACAUGUACUUGGAUGAAAUUCUCCAUUUGCUGUUAGGGCUAGCACUGUCAUCUGAGAUUAUCAAUUUGAAGUUCUAGAAAGGUAAUAAAUUUCAUCUUUCCUGUCUAGGGAGGAGUUACUUUGGUUGUUUAAAACAUGUUUUAAUGUAUUUUUCCUAGUUCCUUCACUCAAACGGUGGUAAGAAGCUUGACAGGAUAGUUCGAUCAGCUAAUAUUUACUGGGUGCUUACCAUGGCCAGGUACUUGAAUAUGAUUCUGAACAAGAAUGAUGUGAGAUAGAAAAGUAAAGAGAUGACUACAAUGUGUGUAGUUUGAUGGAGGAAGUACAGACUACUAAAGGUAGACAUAGGAAGGGCACCUAUCCCACAUUUGGCCUGGAUGAAGUGAUGUCCGAAGAUGAAGAGGAAUUAAGCAGCCAGAAUGCAAGGGUUUAUGCCCCUUCAGCAAGCACUGCCGACUACAAUAGGGACUCGCCAGGUUAUCCUUCCUCAAAACCAGCAGCCAGCACUUUCCCUAGCUCCUUCUUCAUGCAAGAUGGCCAUCACAGCAGUGACCCUUGGAGCUCCUCCAGUGGGAUGAAUCAGCCUGGCUACGGAGGAAUGUUGGGCAAUUCUUCUCAUAUUCCACAGUCUAGCAGCUACUGCAGCCUGCAUCCACAUGAACGUUUGACCUAUCCAUCACACUCCUCAGCCGACAUCAAUUCCAGUCUUCCUCCAAUGUCCACUUUCCACCGUAGUGGUACAAACCAUUACAGCACCUCUUCCUGUACGCCUCCUGCCAACGGGACAGACAGUAUAAUGGCAAAUAGAGGAAGCGGGGCAGCAGGCAGCUCCCAGACUGGAGAUGCUCUGGGGAAAGCACUUGCUUCGAUCUAUUCUCCAGAUCACACUAACAACAGCUUUUCAUCAAACCCUUCAACUCCUGUUGGCUCUCCUCCUUCUCUCUCAGCAGGCACAGCUGUUUGGUCUAGAAAUGGAGGACAGGCCUCAUCAUCUCCUAAUUAUGAAGGACCCUUACACUCUUUGCAAAGCCGAAUUGAAGAUCGUUUAGAAAGACUGGAUGACGCUAUCCAUGUUCUCCGGAAUCAUGCAGUGGGCCCGUCCACAGCUAUGCCUGGUGGUCAUGGAGACAUGCAUGGGAUCAUUGGACCUUCUCAUAAUGGAGCAAUGGGUGGUCUGGGCUCAGGGUAUGGAACCGGUCUUCUAUCAGCCAACAGACAUUCACUCAUGGUGGGGGCCCAUCGUGAGGAUGGCGUGGCCCUGAGAGGCAGCCAUUCUCUUGUGCCAAACCAGGUUCCGGUUCCACAACUUCCUGUCCAGUCUGCAACUUCCCCUGACUUGAACCCACCCCAGGAUCCUUACAGAGGCAUGCCACCAGGUCUCCAGGGGCAGAGUGUCUCCUCCGGCAGCUCUGAGAUCAAAUCCGAUGAUGAGGGUGAUGAGAACCUGCAAGACACGAAAUCUUCUGAGGACAAGAAAUUAGAUGACGACAAGAAGGAUAUCAAAUCAAUUACUAGGUCAAGAUCUAGCAAUAAUGAUGAUGAAGACCUCACGCCAGAGCAGAAGGCGGAGCGUGAGAAGGAGCGGAGGAUGGCCAACAACGCCCGCGAGCGCCUGCGGGUCCGUGACAUCAACGAGGCUUUCAAGGAACUUGGCCGCAUGGUGCAACUCCACCUGAAGAGUGACAAGCCCCAGACCAAGCUCCUGAUCCUCCACCAGGCCGUGGCCGUCAUCCUCAGCCUGGAGCAGCAAGUCCGAGAAAGGAAUCUGAAUCCUAAAGCCGCUUGUCUGAAAAGAAGGGAGGAAGAGAAGGUGUCCUCGGAGCCACCCCCGCUGUCUUUGGCAGGCCCUCACCCUGGGAUGGGAGAUGCAUCGAAUCACAUGGGACAGAUGUAAAAGGGUCCAAGUUGCCACAUUGCUUCAUUAAAACAAGAGACCACUUCCUUAACAGCUGUACUAUCUUAAACCCACAUAAACACUUCUCCUUGAUCUCCUUUUUUGUAAUAUAAGACAAGUCUGAGUAGUUAUGAAUCACAGACGCAAGAGGUUUCAGCAUUCCCAGUUAUCAGAAAACAGACAAACAGAAAGAAAGAACGGAAAAAGUGCAACUUGAGGGACGACUCUCUUUAACAUAUCAUUCAGAAUGUGCAAAGCAGCAUGUGCAGGCUGAGACCCAGCCCAGAGACUGAAUGGCAAUCUCUCCACACUGUGGAACAAUGCAUUUGUGCCUAAACUUCUUUUGGAAAAAAAAAAAAUAUAAUUAAUUUGUAAGUCUGAAAAAAAAUAUUUAAUUUAAAAAAUUGUAAACUUGCAAUAAUGAAAAAGUGUACUUCUGAAGAAAACUACAUGAACGUUUUUGUUGGUAUUCAAGUCAGCUAGUGUUUAUAUAAUUACUGGAUAUCACAUGGGGAAGCUCGGCUGCCCUCGUAACAAAACCAGCAAACGUCCUGAUGACAACGAAGUGAUGACAUUAGCCAUUCCUUAGGGUAGGAAGAACAGAUGGAUCUUAUAGACCUAUGACAAAUAUAUAUAUAAAUAUAUAUAUAAAUAUAUAUUAAAAAUUUAGUGACUAUGGUAAGCUUUUGUUCAUUUGUUUCAGACUUUUUUCUCCUGUAAAAAAAUAGUACUGAUUAACUUUUUUAAAAGAAAGAUUUUACUGUAAAUACGGAAUUUUUUUGUUUUUUUUUUUGUUUUUUUUUUUUGUUUGGUUUGGUUUUGGUCUGAUUUCUGUCCCUUUUCCUGGUUUGUUAUCAUAACCUGUAGUGCCAACUCUGCUUCCAGAGGGGUAGUGCAGGAAGAAAUGCUGACCCUGAUGUUGCUUCUCAUGCGUAAAUAAAGUAGAAAGUUGUUUCUCCAGUCUUUUGGGAACACAGGACUUAAAAAGUCACAUCAUGUGUAGAUAUUACAAGCAGCAUUACCAAGACAUGGCAAAAAAAAAAAAAAAAAAGUUUGAUUGUAAUGUUGCGUUUGUGACCCUCUUCUGGGAUUUUCAGAGGUACAAGGUUAGAAUGCUACAAUGUUACCACUGUGCCUUCCAAUGUUUAUAUCAUCGGAAACAUAACAUAAUCAAAGUGGCUGUGAUUUAACAAGAUGAUUAAAGUGUUACCUACAUGUGUUGCCGAAGUAGUGUGCAGUGAGGUGUUUCUGAAUACAUGGUCAGAUUUUUGGAAAAAAGAAAAAACAAAAACAAACAAAAAAAAGCAAGUUCAAAAACCAUCAAAUGAGAAAAUUGCAAGUAGUGUGACAGAGCUGAUUGAUUUUGUUGCUUUCUCGAUAUUUGUUUUCCUUCAAAAUGGGUUGACUAAAAUGUAGACGACUUAACUGCCUCCUCCUUCGUUUGAACAAUGCCAAUAUUCAAUCAUCAUGCAGCACUAUAACAAGCCUUAGCAGUCCUAAAGCGUUAAGUUGCACUUUUGUGAGGAGGGCUAGUGCAGUAUUUCUCUGGCCAGUAUGAAUGAAGUUUCUACUUAACGUAUUUGAUAGAAACAUAGAUCAAGCUAUGGCACAGCAACUCAUCAGAUAGCUAGCUUUGACGUCUGGGCACAACUGAACCAACUUCCAUCUUGAAUCUUUCUAAUGAUUGACUUUGGUGUAUAGUACAGUAAACAAAUAGUGCUCCUAGUUAAGUAUUUGUCAGCAUCCUUUUGUCUCUAACUCGUUUCUAUUUUUACAGCCACACAAUCUUGGCAUGUAUUAAGGAAAAAAAAAAUCCCUGUUCAAGUAGUUUUUCCACCUAUCAGCACUGAGUAAAAUGCCAUAAAUCCAUCGAAAUGGUCUAAAUGUUCCAUCUGUUCUCCUGUUUUGCCAGUUAUAUAGUAAUGAAAUACAUUUGUAAAUUUUAUGCAACGAAUGGCAAACAAACGUAUCAUUAUUUUGAAAUUGUGUAUGUAAAAGUUAUAUUUUUACAUGUAGACUCUUGUUAUUAUGUGUUUUAAUACAUUGUAUCAGCUUUUGUUUUUUUAAACUGUGUGGUUAAAAAAAGAAAGUCUCAUUUAAAUAGUGAGCUACAAGAACCUGAAUUUUAUGUUCAUUGCUGAAAAUGUAAGAACAAAUAAGAUAGUUACCACGUGGUCAUCUUUUACAAACCCAUAAACAUUUUGAUUAGUUGUGCGUGUGUUGAAAACUGUAAAUACGUUCAGUAGCGAUAAAACUAAAAUACUUUGAUUUGUUGAUAAGUUCCUAAAAUGUGGAGGUGGAUUGAAAACAUUAGGAGAAGAGCAGAAAUCACACUUCAUGAAAAGUUGUUCAGGGGCUAUUGCUGUGAAAUGUAUGAACAAAGGGGCUCAGAGAAGGGCCUGGAAGACAGCGCUGUUUACUCUCUGCUCCUCCCUCAGUAAUGAAAACCGUUGUGUAGUUGUUUCCUCAGUCUGUUAAAGAUUUCCUUUUAGUGGUACAUUCUGCACUCAUUUUGUAUAGUUGACCAAGGCGGGUAUCCCUAGAAACAAUAUUAUAUAGGAAGCAGGUAUACUCUGAUCAAUUCAGGAUAAGUGUACAGAAGAAAGUGCGGUGUUUACUCUUUAGGGAACUGAAAACACUCCUUGCAUUGAUGUACAUUUUAAGAAAAGGCACUUUUGAUACCUGUUAUCAUGAAGGUGCUUUAUAGAGCUGAAUUAAAGUUUUUCAAAUCUGUAAACAAAGCAAAAAAUUAAAUUGUCAUUUGAUUAUUUUUUGAAUUGGUGCUUUAUAUUUUGUUCUCAUUCAAACAGAGUAAAAGCUGCAAUUUAUUGCUCACCAGCUUUGAUGUAUUCAUUACUCAGUAAUGUAAUACCUCUAUUGUUGAAUUCCCUUUGGAAAUAAGUGGAAAAGUAUUUCAACGGCCACCAAAAGCUGCUCACAACUUUUUUGCUUGGUGGAGAAACAUGAUCUGCACCUCUCCGUAUUAAUUGGGUGGUAUCCCCAUUAAAAACAGAUGAAAGGGAAUAUGGCCUUUUUAAUGUGUUUUUUCUUGUCGUUGUUUUGUAAUUAUCAAACCCAGGUAAGAUCUUGGUAUCCUGCGCUGGCUGUUCGAAUGCAAUUUAGCAAAAUAUAGGAUAAAAGUACUAUACAAAAAUGUCAUAUGGGUCCAGACCACACUAUAUAUGAUGAUAUAGAAGCUGGGGGUCUGUUUAAGAUACUUGAACUUGAAAAGCAACUUGGAACAGUUGAUCCACCUCCACAUUCAAGUAAUUUAUGAAUAUGCAGAAUAGGGAUCUGUUCAUCUAGGACUUUUUUUUACCAUUUGUCUUCUGUGUAGCUGCAAGGAACACUAAUGUUUUUACAACUGUCAGUCCACCCAGUGAUGCAACUUGGUCUGAUUCAGUCUUCCGAUUCUUGUUUUUCACUUUUUCCUAUCUCUUGAUUUUUAUUUUUAUUUGUGAUCUUUAUUUUGAUGAGGGGUUUGCGGGGGGGAGUGGGGAGGAAAUCGAAAGAAGACUUGGCUUAAGAGGAUUUCCGUCUUUGCAUCCAACAGGCAGAAUAUGAUCUGUGUCCAAAAGUGAACUUGAGUCAGGAAUGAAACCAUUUCAGCAUAAACAAGCACAAAAAUUUAGUCUGCUGGCUGACUGGAAGCAAACAAACAAAAAAGUCAAGAUGGAAUAUGAUGAAUUCCAACACAAUGGGGCACCAAGGCCUUUAGGCCUCUUUUUAUUUUGCUUUGGUUUUGUUUGUUUUUCUUUAGAGACAUGCUCUUUCUCAUGGGACUUGAAGUGGACUCAUCUUCGUGCAGUGCUGGUUUUGCCAUGCUCAUUUCAAGUAUUAUAGACAUAUGUAAUGGUGAAAAUAUAUGAACUGUGGCCUUUUUCAUUCUUGUUACUUGUGAUGCAAUUAAGUGAAGAUAAGGAAAAAAAAAAAAAAAGCAGAGAUUUACCAUGUAUCAGUGCCUGGCUUUUUGUUAUAAAGCUUUGUUUGUCUAGUGCUUUUUGCUAUAAAAUAGACUGUAGUACACCCUAGUAGAAAAAAAAAAAACCCUAAAUUUAAAAAUAAAAAAUAUAUUUGGCUUAUUUUUCGCAGGAGCAAUCCUUUUAUACCAUGAAUAUUACAAAAAAAAAAAAUUGUCAGAUUCUGAAUAUUUCUUCUUUGUAGAUUUUUGGAAUCAUUAUGAGUAAAAGUUUGUUACUUUAUUUUACUAUUUAAAAGAUGUUAUUUUACCAUGUGUUAUUGAGAUGAAACUGUAUGGUAGCUUUUUUUGUUUGUUUUUUGUUUUUUAUUUUAUUUUUUUUUUUAGUUGUAGGUCGCAGCGGGGAAAUUUUUUGCGACUGUACACAUAGCUGCAGCAUUAAAAACUAAAAAAAAAAUUGUUAAAAAAAGAAAAAAAGGGAAAACAUUUCAAAAAAAAAAAGAUUAACAGUUACACCUUGUUUUCAAUGUGUGGCUGAGUGCCUCGAUUUUUUCAUGUUUUUGGUGUAUUUCUGAUUUGUAGAUGUGUCCAAACAGGUUGUGUGCUGGAGUUCCUUCAAGACAAAAAUAAACCCAGCUUGGUCUAGGCCAUUACCUGUUUUCAUCUGUAGUUAUUCGAUGAAGUCAUGUACAUGACCGUUCUGUAGCAAUAAAUGUGCCAUUUUUAUAAACUGUU
This is a messenger RNA of Loxodonta africana (African savanna elephant), 7728 nucleotides long. RefSeq names its product transcription factor 4 (gene TCF4). Gene Ontology annotation, cellular component: chromatin; transcription regulator complex. Bases 1494 to 3074 code for a protein of 526 amino acids. Gene Ontology annotation, molecular function: DNA-binding transcription factor activity, RNA polymerase II-specific; protein dimerization activity; RNA polymerase II cis-regulatory region sequence-specific DNA binding. The transcript is spliced from 13 exons. The record is from RefSeq and is a predicted model, not a curated record. Gene Ontology annotation, biological process: regulation of transcription by RNA polymerase II. NCBI's taxonomy places the organism in Eukaryota, Metazoa, Chordata, Mammalia, Proboscidea, Elephantidae.